AUGUGGCAUCCUGAUGAUUUUGUAUUUGUACCUGGUCGAACACCAUUGACAUCUUUGAAAUUUCUUGUUUUUAUUUCGAUUAUUCAUUUCAUAAUAACAUGUAGUUUAGAAAUGUUAAUGGCUAAUCGUACUAAACCAAUAAAUUUACGUCGUAUUCAACGUUAUAAUAAUUUGCUUAUUGGUAUAUAUUCAGGUGUUACUUUUCUAUUAACUAAUAUAAUAGCAUAUAGAGAUUAUAGAUUUAUUUCUUGGAAUCGAUUAUUAUGUCAUAGAUCAACACCAAAAGGUUCAUAUGCUCUUAUUUGGUAUAUAUUCUAUUUGAGUAAAUUAUGGGAAUUUACUGAUAUUUACUUUGUUAUUUUAAAUAAAAGCCCAGUACUUAUGCAUUUUCGUUGGCAUCAUCAAACAACACCAUCAGUAGUAUUAGCUAGUUUACUUGGUGAUGUAUCAUAUGAAUGGCCAACAAUUGUUUCUAAUUCACUUCUGCAUACAUUUAUGUAUCCACAUUUUGUUGGUGUCUGGAAUGCAUAUCCAAUUCUUGUUGUGUUAGGUGCUUGGCAAUUAAUUGUUGGUCUCAGUUUGAGUAUAUAUGGAAUAAUAGUUGGGUGUGAUGGUUCAUUUUAUGCUAAACUAUGGGGUCUCCUAAUGUAUAUUACUUAUACAAUAGGUUAUCUCAAUGAACACUUUCAUCUAGUUGAUCGUCUUAGAGAUUUUAUUUCAACUUCUCGUCAUGAUUCCAAAACAUUAUAA
Molecule: messenger RNA, 750 nt
Organism: Rotaria sordida
Lineage: Eukaryota; Metazoa; Rotifera; Eurotatoria; Philodinida; Philodinidae
Source: the annotation of a GenBank genome assembly